CGAAAAUUCCAUGGCCUUCCCCGUUGGACAUCUCCCCUAAAUCUUCUCAAUUCACAUCUCUUCAAGCAGGGUUGUGACGUUUUCGGCAGCUCGUGUCUAGUUCAUCCCGUUGACAAAUUGCCUCCUGAGAGUCCGCGCUAACUCUGGACGGGUUUUCUCCCGUGUACAAGAAAUUCCCUUUGCUCACCUCGUCCAUCUUUGAAGGGUAUUUAACAAUUCAAGGAGUGAACAUCUAGCACCAAGACGAGGAAAGGAGGCUCAUGAGGUCAUUCAAAAGCUUUAAAGAAAGAUCGGACGAACAUGGUGUUCGAAAAGAACAGGAAAGGCUCGAGAAAGGCUUCGAUGUUCUUCUAAGCGGAGCCAACCAGGAUCGCAUCAAGAAUCAACAUCGGAGAAGAGAAAUUUUACGAGCAGCCUCUAUAAAGCUAAAAAAUGAGACGAGGUCCAGGGAAGGUUCCAGAGGGCGUAAGAACUGGAAGAAGGUUCCCGAAAUAAAAAUCAAAGCAAGUGAUGGAACCAAAGUUCCGGUGCCCAAUCCUCUUCCAGUGGUCGAGGAUGCCGUGGUGGCGAGGGAGACGAUUGCUGCUGCAGCAUCACCAACAUUUACGGAACAUUCUGACUACACGGUCAGCAGCGCAUCCAUCGAUGAGAAAGCAACCGAAAAUGCAGAAAUGCAGAUCGAGUCCUUCAAUGGAAAUUUGGGACAGUGGGACAUCGUGGAGAAGGCUGCUUGCAUCAAUUCUGUUCCGUCCUUGUGGAACGAAGAAACGAAAGUUCUGGUGAUGUGCCCCGGAUUAACCUUUGAGUCUCCUUUUCACGGGCCCUGCUCCUGGGAGCAUACACCGGGUCGGCACGAUGGCAGAAGCACAAGCAGUGAGCAUUCCGAAGCUCUCUGUUGGGCUCCGAGGGAUGAGAUGCGUCCAGAUAGUCAAGGGGAACUCGGCAUCGUUUAUGACGUCUUUUACCAGGACGAGGUUUUCGAGCCGUACGAAGCAUUUAUGGUGACCGAGGAUCUUCAGAACGGUGUACAGGAAGAGUCGGAUGAGAACGUGGAUCAGCCAGAUGACACUUUGAGCAGGUCAGCGACACCUCCACUCGAAAGGGUCGAGUCUCCUGAGUUCUCUUCACGAGUCACCUUGAAAUCCUUGCCGAGCAUGAGUACGUGCAAUAGCAAUGAGGAGUUUCUAUCGUUCUCUCGCAGAGAUUUGUCUGUACUUAGGCAGAGUUUGCGAGAGCUACAAGUAGGCAUAUUCCAAGAAAAUUUUGCUGGCUUGCAUGGUGGCACUUCUGAGGAGAUCCAGGAAGAUGUCAUUCCUGCCCGAGGACUGACUGAGGACGAAGAACAGGAUCUAGUGCCGAAGGUUCUGACUGCUAGAAGUUCACUCUGUCAAGAGAUGUUGACACAGCAGGAAAGGAAGGUGCGUCCUUUGUCUGCAGCACGUAUUGUUAGGCCAUUUUCGAGUAGUGUUGUGCUGGGACCUAAAUCCCAGCCAGUUGAUUUGAAAGAACGAUGCCCACAACUCUCUGCCGUUGCUGAGCUGCCCCGGGCAGAGUUGGAUGGAGCUCAAAUUCGCGAGAAUGAGAUAGGGGUAUCUGCGGAUGAUCAAGAGGCCUCAGUAUGCAAAAAGACCAAGCAGUUGCGACUGGAAACUCAAGAGGCAUCUGAGGGCACAAUAUUGGAACUGCUGAGUGCCAAGGUGCAGUUGCUGGAUGUUUCCCAGCAAAAGUACCUUCUGCGGGUUUUGGACAAACUUGAAAGGGCCAAAACGAGCGGUAGCCUCAAUCUUCCAUCCAUGUUUGCGUCUCUGGAGCGAUCUUGGAUGGGUUUACCUUUGACCUCUCCAGAAGUGGAAGGAGCUCCUAAAACACAUCUUAUUGUCCUUCGAAUCCUUUCAACCUGGGGAGACACCAAGUUCGUGGGGCUUGUCGAGGUGGAGCUUUUUUCUAUAGAGGGUACCAAGCUGGAGUUGCAAGCCUCUAAUAUAUCAUUGCAGGGUAGUAAUCCUUCAGAUCCUACCCCCUGUGAGACUAUCUCCAGAAUACUGAACGGGGUUGUCAAUACUACGCGUGAAAAAAACAUGUGGCUCUGCCCUCUACCACCUGCAGGCGAUCCUCCUCUUGAGAUUCACAUCCAGGUCCCUGGUCUGGACCUUAUUCCGGGACAUAUGCGAAUUUGGAACUAUAACAGAAGUAUAGGCGAGACAACCAAGGGUGUAAGGGAGAUGCAAGUAUAUGUUGAUAGAGAAUUAAUUUGGCAAGGCAUGGUAGGGAAAGGUUGUGGAAAUCGGGUUUUUGAUUACUCCAGUAGAAUACCAUUGCUGGAUGAAGCUCCUCUCUCAGCGACAACAUCGACCACAAAAGUUCAGAGCAGUUCUGCAUUUCAGGAAAAUCACUCCCUAUCAAGUGCCCCUGAAGAAGAAAACAAAGUUCCUGAUCAAGCAGUUUCUGACUGUGCUUUAUUUUCAGUUGGAACUUCUUUCACUUUCAGUCCUAUUGAAGGCUCGUCAUCACCCAGCUCAUGCGGCUCUUUGGUUUCAGCAUCUUCUCCCUUAGAGGGAUGCAGUGUGUUGACUGCCACAUCUGAAUUGAGCGGUCCAGACGGGGGAAUCGUACCAGUCGUUGAGGAAAGAGGUUGCCUAAGACUGGAUGGUGCAACCGACGAAUGCACCUUUGUGAACGGUGAUGCUUCUUCGUCUGUUUCUGAGCACGAAAGAGUGAAUCUGAGUGCAAGAAUUGCCGAAGGUGAUGUUAACCAUGAUACAACGGAGUCAAUGCGGGAUCACAAUGCAGAAAAAUUCAUGCCGAUCUGGCUUAAAGGAAGUCAAACAGAGGAAGAUGCAGGCGCACAUGAGUACGAAGAAGAGCACCAAGAGGUGGAUAAUAUGCAGCUAUAUUCAGAGAGGGCUCAGAGUAACCAUUCCGAUGAAGAGGAUGAGAUCUGCGAGGAUUCAUCUUACCAGGGUCUGCCUUUUGGACUUCGACAUCCAGCUUUCAGAAAUAUGGAGUACUUAGAGGCUCCUGUCGGCAGUGAUAGCUGGUUCCGUCAAGCGGUGAUUCAGGCAGGAGAAACUUAUGAGGAAAUGAUGCUCGGAUAUAAUCAACACGAGAGUGAAUUCUCAGCGUCGAAGGAAAAGAACAUAUGCGACUCGAGUAGUAGCAAGUCUAACUGUGAUGAGAGUAAAGACCAAGAAAAAUCUGAGUACUGCAAUUCCCCUCGCAAGCAAAGGCUAAUGCAUUCAGCAUUUUCUGGACUAAGGAAAGUAGUAAUCCGGCUAAGACUGGGCUUGAGAGUGGCUGGUAGGGACGAAACACCACCGGCGGAAAUCCUUACUGAGUCGGAUGACAUCAAUGGAGGUGAUGGUGUAAACCUCCUACCUCAAACUAGUGUAGGGAGGAUAAAUUUUUUACUUGGCUUGAGUUCCAAAAGAAUGCCAGGUCGACAAGAGGAAUGUGAACCUGAUACAAUGUACGGGGAUCCCAAUUUUGUCUCCUCAAGUAUAUUUGAAUCGGCCACUGACUGUGAAGUGAGAGAUUCUUGGGAUUCCCUCCUAAAAUUUAGAGCUGCGCAGAUGAGCGAUCAGCAAUUUUGCUCCUCAGCCAUAUUCUGCAAGCAGUUUGAAAAACCUGCGCAAUCAACUCGUUUUUUUUCUCCGGAUUCAAAUGAAUCUGAAUUUGCUCCUAUCUUUUCUCAACCUCCUGUCAGUGAUAUGAUUUUUCAAACAAAGAAACAGCUUGAAAGUUUAAGAUCCAGUUUGUGUGAAGCGGUCAUGCCUUCUAGUGAAAGUGAUGGCCGGAAUGGACAAAAUGAAAGCAAGUUCUGGUCAGAUGCUGGCCAGGAUCUGAAUAUCAAUCAGGGAACAAAUUCUCUGGUUCCAGAUUUCCAGACAGACUCGUUUAAAAUUCCCACUCUUCCCCGUGGUCGAGAAUUGAUCGUGAAUAUUGUUUCGACAUGGGGAGACCCACAUUACGUCGGAUUGGUUGGGAUUGAGAUGUUUGAUGACAGAGGGCAUUUGAUUCAGAUCAAAGAUCCAUCGAGACAGAUCCAAGCAGACCCUCCAGACAUCAACGUCCUUCCCGGAUACAAGAAUGAUCCUCGAACGGUCGAUAAGUUGGUGGACAACGUAAAUUUGACCUGUGAUGAUUAUCAUGUCUGGCUCACUCCUUUUACUCCUGGAAGGCCUCAUUUGAUCAAAAUAAAUUUUGAUUCUACCUUGACUUUAUCCGUGCUCCGCUUUUGGAAUUAUAACAAGUCCAGAAUACAUUCCUUUCGUGGGGCUAGGCUUGUGGAGGUUUCUCUGGAUCAGAGGCUUAUAUUUGUGGGUGAGCUGAGAAAGGCAUCUGGCCUACUCGCAGAUGCUGCACAGCACGCGGAACCCAUAUUGUUCACUAAUAAUGAGGCAAUACUGGAGGCUGUUGAGCGCUACGAUAUGCGGUAUCACAAAGAGACAGAGUCAGUUCUUGCUCAUGAAACUGCCAUGAAGCCUUUGCAGCGUCCAGAUACUGCUGGAAUGAAUACAGCGGCUUUUUCAUCAAAAUUAAAUUUGGAGAACAUCAGUCUCGCUACGAUUAGUCUGGAGGGCGGAGAUCGGCCUGCUACACAUGCUAUAAGGUUCAGAUCAAGUGUUCCAGGGAAUGUGCUGCCCUUGGUGAAUCCUGAAAGAGUCGAGCCCCACAGUGAACAUAUGAGGCUUCAACACUUUUCAGUUUACCAAGAGAGAUGUCCAGUUGGUCGGGUAUUGACGCUGAAUCUGCUGGACACAUGGGGUGAUCCUCACUAUGCCGGACUCACAUCGAUUGAGGUGAUCGAUCCAGAUGGUGUUCCUUACUCAAUCUCAAAGGACGCCCUCACUGCAAAGCCCAGAGACCUCAAUGACAUUCCGGGAUGCAGAGGAGAUCAUCGUACACUUGACAAGCUUGUGGACGGCUGUUGCGUCUCUACGAACGAUCAUCACAUGUGGCUUAUACCGUUUGAGGGCGCUAAAAGUGAACAUUGGCUGAGGAUUGACCUUGGAGUGUCCUUACCAGUCGCUGCUCUGAAAAUUUGGAACUACAACAAAAACCUCGAUGACACCUGCCGUGGAGUGAAGUGGCUCCAAGUGCACUUGGAUGAUUUGGAAGUUUCACCUCCCGGAGGUCACCUUGUUCGCAAGGCGCCGGGCACAGACAAGUUUGACUUUGGACAUGUUUUGCCCUUGUUAAGAGCGAAGCACAACAAACGUGAUUUCAGUCAACUAGAGAAGGUGAAGUUCAGGGAAAAGGCGAAGCAAAAAAGAAGUCAUGUGGAAUUUCUACGCCAGGAGUAUGAAACCCCUCUCCUCCCCUGUGGGUUUGUGGUCAAGUUGACACUCCUUUCCACUUGGGGAGAUCAACAUUAUAUGGGUCUCAACGGGGUGGAGCUCUAUGAUGAAGCGGGGCGGAUUCUACCACUCUCCAUAUAUAAUGUCCAUGCAUCUCCAAGUAGCAUUAAUGAGUUGCAUGGAGUUUCUGAUCUUCGCACUCUCGAUAAGUUGCUGGAUGGAGUUAAUAACACUUGGGAUGAUCAACACAUGUGGCUAACACCGUACGAUCCUGGGAAGAUCAACUACAUCUAUUUUGUUUUCGAGCAACCGUGCAUGAUGUCGGUAAUGCGAAUCUGGAACUACAGUAAAACUCCCACCAGGGGUGUUUAUGAGUUUGAAUUGCAUGUUGAUGAUCUGCUGGUAUACAAAGGCUGUUUACGGCAAGCCCCACCUUUGAGCACAUUUAGCAGUACUGGUGCUGUAGAUUUUUCUCAGUCAAUUAUCUUCACAAGUGACGAGACCUUGAUCCGAACUCAUAAGGAGCACACCUACUUUAGAGGGGAUAUUGAACAUACUGACGUGGUUUUGAUAAAUGACAAGCACAUUGAAAGUUCUGCAAAACCCUGCGUUUACAGCGCGUUUGAGAGUCGACAACGACCCGCAACAGGGUUAAGUGGACUGCGGAGGCCAUAUUAAAAUGCAAGAUGUGCAUGGCGUUUUGUACCACCAUGCACAUGAGUGAAUUACGAUGAGGUUGAGAAUGCACUAGGAAUCCCCUACACAUCACCAAUCCACAACGUGUUGGCCUGCAAUUUUGUAGCCCUCAACUUUAGUGCAUUUCUUGUAAAUAAUCCACUAUUUUUUCCUUCCGAAACCCUCUACUAUCGUAAUUAUGUAGGUUCAAAUGCUCAAGAUACAGAGCAAGGCUGAAUGUAAGGCUUUCUUGCGGAUAUGAAAUCAUAUCUGUCGUGAGUAAUCAAUUCCGGGCAGAAGAGUCGGCCAUUGACACACUAGUUUUAUGACAAAAGGUCACAUAGGAAGUACGUACAGAUAAGCCGACCAUCCGUUUUGUACCAGGAAAUAAUCACAGGCUAAUUCACCAGAUGCAUGAAGCCUUUUGAUAGUGAAACGAGAAGAGGAAAAUCAGAGCAAUUUGAUCAUUGGGCUGCAGUAUAUUUCGCUGCCCUCACAACUACGUUUGUGAAGAUUGCUGUGGCCAAAGGAGUAUCCUUACGUGUCAGAAAGUGUCCAAGCACCUGAGGCAGGAUGUCACAACCAAUACUUCCAUUUACCCGCAUGGCUUUACCUCGUGAGGGGCGGUUGAAGUACUGCAAGGGUCUGAAAUGGACGUGGGCGUAUGUGUGGAAGGAACCUCAGAGGGUAUGGUGCGACAACUACUCUCAGCACUUGUCUGAAGUACACACACAUCCUGCGCCAUAAGUCGCCAUGGGAGCAUGAGCCCGGGUUUCAGAACUGCGAGGGGCUGAGAAGAACCUGACCUUCUCUGCUGGACAAAUGUUUAGAGAAUAACGCACACAGCCUCCACGAGGAGUUGACAAGCCAGAGACAUCACAAAUCGAAGUAUCUUUCGAUUACACUGGACUGAACCUUGACCGUAUGAAAGUAACUACC
Marchantia polymorpha subsp. ruderalis is the source of this 6911-nucleotide messenger RNA. The record is from the annotation of a GenBank genome assembly. Lineage: Eukaryota; Viridiplantae; Streptophyta; Marchantiopsida; Marchantiales; Marchantiaceae.